Molecule: messenger RNA, 1504 nt
Organism: Colias croceus (clouded yellow)
Lineage: Eukaryota; Metazoa; Arthropoda; Insecta; Lepidoptera; Pieridae
Product: transmembrane protein 185A
Exons: 7
Coding region: 150-1229 (359 amino acids)
Source: RefSeq, a predicted model, not a curated record
UUUGUUGAAACUUGAAAGUAGAUUACCUACCUACCUACGAUCGCAAUUAUUAUUAUAGUUUUAAUUUCCAAAUACAUAAUACAAACGCAAAAAAACACUUCAAAUUGAAGUGAGAUGUUAUUGAAGAAUUUCUCAAGAACUUUAAUCGAAUGUGUAUGGAAAUGAAUUUACAGACAUUAUUUCAAGAUUUUAAUCCGAGCAAAUUUGUUGUUCAUACCUGUUUACUGAUUUUUACUGCGUUAUUGGCUUUAAAAUUAGACAAUACAAUAACAUGGUCCUACUGGGCUGUAUUUACACCAAUAUGGAUUUGGAAAUUUCUUGUAGUUCUUGGUGCUACGGUGGGUACAUAUGUUUGGUGGCAAUAUCCUCAUUUCAGGUUAGAAGGUGAAGCCUACAUUCACUAUAAGGCAAUGCUUAUAAGCCUGGCCAUACAUUUAAUAUUGCUAAUGUUUGAAUUACUUGUAUGUGACCAGCUGACGACAUAUCGCCAUGUCUGGAUUCUUGUUUUCAUACCGUUAAUCUUUAUAAGCAUAGUCUCAAUUGCUAUAUGUAUAUGGUGCGUUAAACAUGAUCGCAGUUAUGAGUUGGAACUUUUUUGUGCUGUUAAUAUUUUGCAAUUUAUAUUCUUGGCAUUGAAAUUAGAUGACUUCAUCAACUGGUCAUGGGAAGUUGUUUUUGUCCCACUCUGGAUACUGAUGUGCCUCAGUUUAGUAGGUGUAUUAUACAGCAUAGUGUUUGCAGGGAUUUUGCUCAGGGCACCAGAAGUGAAUAUACAACAGCGUCGAACGAGUUUCAACUCAGCACUGGCAUAUACUUUCACUGUGGUGCCGAUUUUGGUCUUUCAAGUAUUAUUAACAAACAAGUUGGAUGAUGGUUUAUCCCUGUCAUACAUUGUGGUCGUCAGUCCGCUGUUCGUUACAUUUGCAACUCUGAUAAUUAUGUCAUUCAGUUCAAAAGGCGGAAAUAAAUGGUGGUUCGGUAUACGCAAAGACUUCUGUCAAUUCCUCCUAUCGGUAUUCCCGUUACUACAAGAAUAUGCAAACAUAGCGUACAAUAACAACGUGAACCGUGGUUCAAACGGUAUUCCAACCGAACCCCCCAUUAACCAGGAACCAUACAGGGACGACGCUAAAAAAGUUCGAGAAAGUAAAAAAUCCCAUAAAAAUCAAAAGAAAAACGAAGCCAUGAAACCAGUUGUACCAGUGACCAGUAUAGAUAUGCCCGAUUGACGUUUCCCCCCAUUUCGUCUAUUGUUGUCAAACGUGUGUUCAAUCUCUUGUAAUUUGUAAAUAAUAUGCUUAUAAUGAAGCAAUACGAUUGUUAAGUUUGUAGCGCGUUUACAUAGAUUAGGUAGGUGGUUUGAAAUUACAUUGGUGUAAGAGUUUUAGGGCUUUACUACACUGGAGUUUCACAAAUAUGUACGAAUUAAAAACACUUUGGCCGUUCUUGCCAUGUCCUACGGUCUCUAAAACAUAGUUAACUUUAAACCCAAGAUUCAUUUUUU